Molecule: messenger RNA, 1053 nt
Organism: Daucus carota subsp. sativus
Lineage: Eukaryota; Viridiplantae; Streptophyta; Magnoliopsida; Apiales; Apiaceae
Exons: 1
Coding region: 1-1053 (350 amino acids)
Source: RefSeq, a predicted model, not a curated record
AUGUUCCAAAUGCUUCAGACUAUUGGUCAAUUCAGUGGGAUGCCUACCGAGGAUCCUCACCUUCAUCUUCGUCUAUUCAUGGAGAUUAGUGAUUCUUUCAAAUUUCAAGGAGUACCUGAAGAUGCUUUGCGCUUGAAAUUAUUCCCUUAUUCUGUGCGAGACAGAGCUAGAACCUGGCUAAAUUCUUUACCGGCAGGAUCAGUCACAACAUGGAAUGAUUUGACAGAAAAGUUCUUGAGCAAGUAUUUUCCUCCCAAUAUGAAUGCAAAGCUCCGGAAUGAGAUCAAUUCCUUUCAACAGCAGGAUGAUGAAUCUUUGUAUGAUGCAUGGGAGAGAUUUAAAGAAUUACUCAGAAAAUGUCCUCAUCAUGGUAUUCUUCAUUGCAUUCAGAUGGAGACUUUUUAUAAUGGUCUCAAUGCUCAAACAAAGAUGGUGGUGGAUGCAUCAGCAAAUGGGGCUCUUCUCUCUAAGUCCUAUAAUCAGGCUUAUGAAAUUCUUGAGACAAUUGCUACCAACAACUAUCAGUGGCCAUCUUCUAGAGCUCAAACAGGUAAAAAGGUAGCUGGAAUCUAUGAUGUGGACUCUAUAACUUCGAUGAAGGCUCAACUAGCAUCUAUGGAGCAUAUGCUCAAGAAUCUGAGCAUGGGCAAUAAUCAAUCGAAGGAGCAAUCCCUCAGUUCACAGAUUAAUCAAACCAAGAAUGUUUCUUGUGUAUAUUGCGGUGAGGCUCAUACUUAUGAUAGUUGUCCUUCAAAUCCAGAAUCUGUCUUUUACAUGGGAAAUCAAAAUAAGGGUGGCCCUUAUUCAAAUACUUACAAUCAGUCAUGGAGGCAACAUCCUAACUUUUCUUGGAGCAAUCAAGGGGCAAAUUCUGGAACUUCAAAUGGCAACGUAAAGUCCAAUUAUCCACCCGGAUUUUCUCAACAAGCACCUCAAUCUAAUUCACUUGAAAAUAUGUUGAAGGAGUACAUUAUCAAGAAUGAAGCUAGUAGAUCUCAGACUGAAGCUCUGGUCCAAAGUCAAGCGGCAUCCUUACGAAACUUGGAGAAUUAG